CCAGCUCCGCAUCCGACCUGACGCCGCCCCAGCGAACGAGUCAAAACCUGCGUCCCUUCCCGCACCGGGGCUCCACAGGCAGACGCAGCGACACCAGCCGACACCUCCCCUCCGCGCGCUCCCCUUCGCCCCCACCCUCUUCGCCACCGGUCAGGCGGUCACCCCAUCCUCCCCGCAGAACCCAACUCGAGAGAUCCCCAAAGACACCAGCGCCGAGAGGAGGCGAUGGAGCUGUUCGCGCGGGCGAAGGUGGUGCGGCUCAAGAGCCACCACGACAAGUUCCUCUACGCGGACGAGGACGAGCACCACGUCACGCAGGACCGGAACGGCGCCUCGCCCAACGCGCGGUGGACCGUCGAGAUCGUGCCGCACUCGCCCGGGGUGCUGCGGCUGCGGAGCCGGUACGGGAGGUACCUCACGGCGUCCAACGAGCCGUUCCUCCUCGGCAUGACGGGCCGGAAGGUGCUGCAGACGGCGCCCGCGCGGCCGGACUCGACGGUGGAGUGGGAGCCCGUGCGGGACGGGUUCCAGGCGCGCCUCAAGACGCGGCAGGGCCACUUCCUGCGCGCCAACGGGGGGCUCCCGCCCUGGCGGAACUCCGUCACGCACGACGUGCCGCACCGCACGGCGACCCAGGACUGGGUGCUCUGGGACGUCGAGAUCGUGCAGGUGCUCACGCCGGGGCCCGAACGCGCGGACUCCGCCCCAGCAUCGUCGAUGCCGGCCUCGCCGCCUGCUCCGGUGCUCAGGCCGCCGCUGCACGGGGUACACCACCGGCCCUCCAACUCGUACGCCGCGGAGCCGACCCCGCCGCCGCCUGAGCCCGAGGCCCGGCCGGAGCGCAAGUUCUCCAAGCUCCAGUCAUCCGAUUCUUUCUCAGCCCCAUUGCACAAGGUGGAGGGGCGUGCAAUCCACUACCGCAUUGCAGAUGAUAUGGGCAACGUGGAUGAUGACAGAGAGGGAGACUUGUUUAUAUUUAAUGGCAGCAACUUGAAGGAGCUAACCCACAAGUUACAGGAGGAGGCAGGCCUCGAUGACAUAAUCAUAUGCACACGCAGCCCUAUCAAUGGGAAGCUCACUCCUCUCCACCUGCAGCUGCCACCAAAUAAUGCAGCGAUGCAUAUUGUGCUCGUCCAGGAGUCCUCAAAAGUGGUGAAAACAUUUCCAUGGCCAUAUGGUUCAUAAUUUUCGUGAAGACGGUGCCUUGAGUGGAUUGUGCAUAUGUUCCGCAUACACUGUCCGUUUACGCCAGCUCUGCAGUUGUAUUGGGUGUCAGAAGCAAGUGCUGUUCUCUUGUGCUUCCAGGGAUCUCAUUCUUGUACAUGUAACAAAGUGCUAUAGUAGAUUGAUCGUGCGAAAUCUGAAGAGAUAUUUAUAGUUGAGAUUUUGACCUUGAAUCUUAUAUCCUUGAUUUAUUAAUUCUCGAAGAUAAUUUCCUAUUCCAGCAGACUCACCAUCAGCAGGCUCAUUCUUUCCCCAGUUGUAUUCUGUCAGCAUAUAUAUUCUCGUAUUAAUAUAUUACGAACCAUCUGACAUUGACUUU
Molecule: messenger RNA, 1543 nt
Organism: Phragmites australis (common reed)
Lineage: Eukaryota; Viridiplantae; Streptophyta; Magnoliopsida; Poales; Poaceae
Exons: 3
Coding region: 226-1185 (319 amino acids)
Source: RefSeq, a predicted model, not a curated record